UCCCGCUUGUUCCAUCUUGAAAACCAAACACAAUGUCUCUUGCAAAGAAAGCGAAACUUGAGACCACAACACCAAACCCUAACCCUAACUGGCUUGAACUUCCAACCGAUGUAACAUCAAACAUACUCCAAAGGCUUGGGGCCGUAGAUAUUCUCACCAUUGCUCGCAAUGUGUGUCCUUAUUGGUGGAAAAUUUGUAAGGACCCUUUCCCCUGGCGCGAAAUUCACAUGGGGGGUUUCUUUCUCUACCUUCGAGGAUACACAAAUUAUGAUUAUCUGGUCAAGCUUUGUCAAUAUGCCAUUGACCUAAGUUCCGGUCAUUUGGAAAAAAUUGUUAUUUUUAGAUUUGGUGAUGAUCAUCUUCUCAAAUACAUUGCUGAUAGGGCAAGCCACUUAAGAAGCAUACAACUUGAUUCCUGUGAGAGAAUCUCAGAUAAAGGAUGGUGUGAAGUUGCAAAAAAGUUUCCAUUGUUAGAGGAGGUUGUCAUUUCACAUGGCUUCCAAUCUAAUAAAACUCUUGAAGUUAUUGGCCAAAGCUGCCCUCUCUUGAAAUCACUAGCAUUUUAUGGGAUGUCGUUUAACGGCCGGUCACGGGACGAUGACGCAUUUGUUAUUGCGAAAACAAUGACCGGGUUACGCCAUCUAAAUAUUCAAGGAAACCGGCUCACUAAUGUUGGGCUGCUUGCCAUUCUUGAUGAAUGUCCUCUUCUUGAAUCUCUUGACAUUGAAGGAUGUGAUAGUUUGGAUAUCAGUGAAAGCUUGUGGAAAAGGUUGAAUAGUCAGAUAAAAAAUUUACAAAUUUGGGAGGAAUAUUCAGACCCUUAUUAUAAUAACGUUGAACUGGUGUUUGCAUAUGAAGACUCAGAUGGUACUUCUUAUUGGGAAUAUGUUGAGAAGAUUGUUGAUGAAGAUGAAGAUGAAGAUGAAGAUGAAGAUGAAGAUGAAGAUGAAGAUGAAGAUGAAGAUGAAGAUGAGGAUGAGGAUGAUGAAAAUCUCGAUGAUUGAUUUUGAAGUCAAAGCAGAGUUAUAAGUAAUGAGGAAGUUAUUUUACUCAUAUUUUUGGGCAUGGUUUUCAUUUUCAGGUGGAAAUUUGGAUGGCUAUCAUCAUUGGAGAUGCUUGGAUGUUAAUGAUGUUUUAAAGGAAUUUUGUAAAAGACAUUGAACAACUUGGUCUUCGAUUAGUAUGCAUGGUUGUCAUGCUUUAUUUUGGUUAAUGGUUUAUCGACAUACUUUAUUAAUCUCGUAGUUUAUUUAUUUGAUUAAUGACUCUGAAAGUAGUGUUGUAUCCUCUUCGAAGAGGACUAACUUUUAGUGUAAUCAAAAUUUCCAACUGAAAAACUAAGCAUGUUUUGUUCAUCAGUGUGGUUAGUCUAACAGGUAUGUUCACAACUUGGAACUCUUACAUUCAUAUGUUAGUUGCAUUGGCAUGAGUUGCAGUAUGAAAGAAAGAGUGAAAUCUAACUAGAAGCACAGGUUGGGAUUUACUGCCAAUGUAGCUAAUUGAUAAUUGAGUUACUGCAGGUCAGCAAGCUCAUUCCUUUAUACAGUAUAUAGGAUGUUCUUUGCUCCUAGUAACUUUUUUUCAUUUAAAAUAAUAGUAUAUAGUUUUGUAG
This is a messenger RNA of Vicia villosa (hairy vetch), 1612 nucleotides long. Its product is annotated as putative F-box/LRR-repeat protein 9. The record is from RefSeq and is a predicted model, not a curated record. Bases 33 to 1004 code for a protein of 323 amino acids. Gene Ontology annotation, molecular function: protein binding. Lineage: Eukaryota; Viridiplantae; Streptophyta; Magnoliopsida; Fabales; Fabaceae. The transcript has 2 exons.